GUGGACGCUGAUGGUGCUGCCGGGUAAGUGAAACUGAAGCAACCUUUGAUUCUGCAUAUCCUAGAAAGCUAGGCAAACUGAUCAACCUGUAUAUGUACUGAUGGUGAUUGGAUAAUAGCGCUGGCUUGAAGCCGACAGGAAAGAGCGGCGGCGACUGCCGCGACUUGGGCCAGAUCGGACAGACUUACACGCGAAUCGGACAAUCCCACAACCGGACGGGCAUCAUAUACAGCUACUACCUCCCUAAGGUCCAGGGCAACGAUGAGCAGCACAAGCAUCACUGGAUCACAGCAGUUGUCUGGCUGGCUGUCGAUAAGUGUCCUGAUGAUAUCGCCAACUUCUCGCCCCGUGGUGUCGCAUACUCGACGAAUCCCCAAGGCGCUUUCGACACCACACACACCUCCAAUACCCUGUUCGUCAGUUGGGAGAAUUCAGCGAUGGCAACACGCCCUAUUCUAGCUUAUGACGGCGGAGUUCCUCUUUUGCCUUCUGCUAAUGGUCCCGAAGGAGCCUUGAGCCCUCCUCUCGUCGCUUGGGAACGCCUUCCGGCGGCGGCGAAACAACAACUCGACGGCAUCAAAUAUGAGCACACCAGAGUCCCCUUCAGCGAUGCAAACGUCCAGGGGACUCUCGACUCUGCCUACAGCGAUAUUUUCUUUACUGGCGUUGGUCCAGAUGGUACAGAUUGUGGUGAUGAUACACCUUCGCAGGAUGAGAUUGAUCCCGAUUUCGGAGAGCCGGCCCCUUCAUCGACUGCGGUGCCUGAGCCCGAGCCCGAAGCAACCGGUCUUUCUAGGUGAAGAGUGGGCCAGUCAGGAUGCUAAGAUAGAAUCCAAGUCGUAAGCCAUAUUGAAGGCAGAAGAGUGUACCAGACUACGAUUUCUAUAUUGUGGCUACUUAAUCGAUACUGCCCGUAAAAUGGUAUUUCUAGGGUUUCGUUAUCAUCCAUGAUGCGGUUUCUUCAAAGUGCCCGUCUGAUUCACAGCCUGGACUUGGGGAUGGAGCUCGAGACAUUGUGGCCGAAUGUGGAUUUCGCAUGUGUGAUGUCAAUUCUUGCGAUAAAUCACUAUGUGAAAAGGACCCAUGGAAAUAGACAGAUGUCAGCAGGAAAUAAUUGUACCUUCUUUCAGGGAAUUCCUCGGAGUUCCAUUGUCUAUUCAAUUCGCUUGUUCAGAACUUAGUGUGAAUAACGAUGGC
Messenger RNA from Colletotrichum godetiae, 1197 nucleotides. RefSeq lists its product as uncharacterized. The transcript has a single exon. Bases 438 to 800 code for a protein of 120 amino acids. NCBI's taxonomy places the organism in Eukaryota, Fungi, Ascomycota, Sordariomycetes, Glomerellales, Glomerellaceae. The record is from RefSeq and is a predicted model, not a curated record.